ACGUAACAACAUCACCAGUCAGUUCUCGGAGUGCCACGGGGAAGGAGGUCGGCGGUCGGCGCGCUAAAAUGUGGCGGUUUCUCCUUUUCUUCUCCCUCUGCCUCGCCUUCCAGCCCGCCAAUGGCUACGUGGAGGACUACUACUGCGGGGAACAUAAUUGCUACGAGUUGUUGGAGCUGACGCGCGAUGCCACCAAGCAGGACAUCAAGCGUGCCUUCCGUGCCAUCGCCUCCAAGACUCACCCCGACCGCUUCCAGGACCCCGACAAGAAGAAGACAGCCGAGGAGAGGUUUAGGAUACUCUCCACAGCCUACGACAUCCUCCGUGACGAUGAGGCCCGCGAGGAUUAUGACUACAUGUUGGACCACCCCGAGCAGUUUUACCAGAACGUGUACCGAGCGUGGCGACGACGGGUGGCGCCACAUGUAGACGUGAGGAUAGUACUGGCCGUCACCAUCUCCCUCAUCUCCCUCGUCCAGUACUUCAAUGGAUGGAGCAAGUAUGAGGAGGCAAUCAAGUACUUUGCGGUGGUGCCCAAGUAUCGUCUGCAAGCGGUGGAGUUGGCCAAGCAGGAGGGGCUGUUGGUGACGGACAAAAAGCGUCUCAAGGGCAUGACCAAGGAGCAGAUCAAGGAGCAGGAGGAGAAGGCCAUCAGGAGCGUCAUCGAAAGCAAGAUGGACAUACGAGGGGUCUACGCCAAGCCAACCUACAAGGACAUCUUGUGGGUCCAGCUGGUCUUCCUGCCAUACUGGAGUCUGCAGUACUUGUGGUGGCACCUGCGCUGGGUCUGGAAGUUCUGGAUCCUGAAACACGACUACGGGGAGGAGGAGAAGUACUACAUCAUUCGCAAGUUCAUGGGACUCAGCCAAGGCCAGUUUGAAAAUCUGGACGAUCACGUUAAAGAAGGGUACCUGGAGGAGGAGCUUUGGCAGAGGGAGAACUUCAACGCUUGGAAGGCGGAGCGUGACAAGGAACAGAAGCUUAAGCUGGCCCAGUCUGGCAGGUACAAGUCCUACCGCCGGUACCUCAAGAACAAUGGACCCGGCCGAAUGUACUUUGACGACUCUUAAGCCUUGCCACGGGAACUCUGCCGCUGCUGCCACUACUACUACUACUACUACUACUACUUAAUCCGACCACCACCAUUAUUCUACUGUGGCUCACGACUGCUGGUAUCACUGGUAAACUACGACUACUGUUUUUAUACGAAUACAUCUACUACUACUACUACUACUACUACUGCUGCUACUGUUACUACUGCUGCAUAUGCCUCAGGUGUGUUUGUAGUAGCAGUUAAACAAAAGAACACUUCAUACGAUUUCGUCCUCCUGCAUGAAAAGAAUAAGAUCCAUGUUAUCAAACUCUUCAAAGGCUUAGUCCAUCUACAUUAAAAGGCUCUCGUGGAAGUUGUCGGGUUCCCAUGAGUGGUUUCCUGAGCCUGGCGGUACUCUUGCAAGGCUUCUGUGGUGUUAAGGGGACAAACACUCAUGACAACCCUAUAUAGCUCCUCUCCGUCCUUGGAGAACGUUCAUAGCAAGAGCCCCGAACAUUUGAUAAUAUGAGUGCAAGUUUCUUCUCCUGCGUCGUUUCUCUUGAUGUUUGGCAUUCACACCUGUCCUAACGAGGCAGGUGACGUGCAGCCCAGGUGUUGCUUUCCCUCAGCAUGGUUCUACGUGCCACUCCUUGGUUGGUUGCUCCGAGGCGACAUAAUAACCCUUUUGUACUGAGUAUACACGAGUAGAUACUUUAACUUAUUGUGUUGAGAAACUAUUAUUACCGUCACUACAGGGUUUGGUUUGCACUUGUUGGAGGUCCUCUUGAAAGCCCUGUCUGUCCAUUACUAACUUUUAACCUAAAUGAAAACUAGCAUACUGAUUUUAUUGAUGAAAUGGAAAAAAAUGUUAUCUAAAUAUUACCCUUUCAGUGAGGUAUAGAGGCAGAAAGGGGCAGAUCAGAGGACUUAGGAGCUAUAUUGACCAUCUAAUACCUCCUGUCUUCCCAUUUCUGCCCCCACUCAGAGCCACAGUAUAGGAGAGUUUGGCCAGCCUCAUCAUAGGCACCAUCUUUCUUCUCUUCUCGUUCUGGCGCCAUAUGACCACGCAGUUGCGGCGGCAAGAGAGAACGCCAAAAUAAUCAAUCAAUCUCUUCUCAUUUUAUAUCCUUAUUUCCCUUAAGGGGUUGGAUGGGCUAUGAGUCUCUCCCACCCUUGAUGGUCGUAUACUCUCUCCUUUCUGAUCUUCAUCCUUCUCAUGUCUUCCUCCACACACCAUCUUUAUGUCUUCUUCAGUCUUCCAGCUGGUCUCCUCCCUUCUGCCUCUAUCUCUGCAGCCAUGUUGUUACCAAAAUAGCCUGUGCAAAAUUCAGAUUGAUGAUGAUUUAAUAGCGUUUUUUGUGCUUUAGGUGUCAUCAGGAUCUCAAAGAAGUGCUUAGAGUGUAAAAAACAUUAUUGUAACAUCAUCAAUUUGAGUUUCACAUGGGUCUUUUGAUAACAGCAUGGGACCUUUGAUAAACUUGGGCAAACUCUUCUAUUCUAUGGCUCUGCCCUGACCCAGUAAGCUGAGAGGGAACAUUUGGUCUUGUAGGGGAACCUCUGACAGAUGGGAACAAAACCUGCCGUGCUGCACUACUACUAAGAGGAGUAGUGUGAGCACCUCAAUGCCAUUUGUACAUAUGCAAAUCAAACAUACCUAUGCUAGGCCUGUAAGGAGUACCACAGUGAGCCAUCCUAAUGUGCUGCAGUCAUGUCACCACUGUACAUAGUGUUUGGUUACCAGACUGUGACCAUGACAUAUCUCCCGACCCUGAAAGACCCCUCAUGUCUUGCCAAGGGGUCCUUCAGGGAGGGGAUUGAAGUGAAUCUAACUCAUACUCUGCCAGAAAAUUGGGUUAGAUGUGACAAAAGUUGAGUACUAUUAACUUGAUGAAAAUUAGAAUGAUAGCUAACAAAAUGUGCCUAAAAUAUGGGGUUAAGCUGGAUUAGAAUUGAGCUCUGACACAUGAUAUUAUUGAUUGGUAGAAGUGGUCGCAGGAGGGAGGGUGGUGGUGCAACUACUACUUAAUAGGGUUAAAAUUGAAUAUCAACACUUGAGAUAUGGUGAUGAAUAAUCUAAUUGACUCAAAGAGAGAGGGAGGAGGAAGGGGAAGUAGGAGGCACCCGCUGUAGUAGUUUUGUUUUGUUAAUAAUUACAUCGUCACUGCUUCUCCCGCCUGCAGAAACUUGUGCCUUGCGCCAAGGUCAGUCACUCUCCGUUCUCUUCACUCCGUUGUGAUCCAGGAAGCUCUGAUGCCAACACUGAAAAAUUUACCUGUUUGCUGAAUCACACUCGAGAUUUGUUGGAUAUUAUAUUUUCUGUAUAAGUUAUUGUGUGAGGAUAAAACCUUAGUCAGGCAGUUUGUCAAGGAUGAAUUUGUCACUCAUUCUAGCAAGGAUUGUUUUCCAAGGUGAGGCCAAGAAUCUCAUCCCAGCUCAAUGAGACUGUGGUGUGUUGAGCUAUGGUUUGCAACACAGUGAUGCCACUUCAGCUGAUGAAACAAACCCUAAACUUUUAUUCAGACCGGUACUUUGUAUGUGUGCGUGUGGGUGUCUGGUUGUUUGAUUCUUAGGAAUCUCGUCCUGGUUGUGGUGCAGAGGUGGGCUGGGCUGGGCUGGGCUGGUUCAUGUUACUCCUGAAGUCAUUUUUAUUUAUUGGUCAAAUAUUUGGCCUGAGUAUGAUAGUGUUAGUGACUUGGUUUUAUACAUUGGUUUUGGCUGCACAAAGUGUACUGAAGAGUAUCAUUGUCAUUAUUGAUAUUUUGUACAAAGCCCUUUCCUUGCAAUGAUUUUGUUUUCAAUGUUCCAACACUGUAGUGUGACGAGGAGGUGUGGCACUGGGAGUCUCCCUAAUGCCUCGCCUCCCAACCCACUCAACAAAGAAAAUAAAAGUUAUCUGUCAAAGAAGUUGAUAAGAAAUAUUCAUGGACAUUGAUUUUCAUUAUCUCCUCAAUUGAGUAAGUCUUCUAUGGAUUCAUACUUUGUAUGUUUUAAAAUUUUACUCAUCAUUACAAAUAUAAAAGCUUCCUUGCCAGGGCCCUGAACAAGGGCGUUGUUUGUGCAGCGCAGAUUUGUCGCAUAAAAAAAGGCAAAGGUACUGGUGUAUGAGUUUUUUCCUUGUUGAGUGUGCCACCACUAAGGAACACCUGUCUGGGUCUCAGAGCUCACCUGCACAACUUGUUUUCUUUCAUAUUUUGUAUGUAUAACUUCAUGGUUGGCAUGACUUUCAUUUGUCAUUUGUAAAGGUGAAUGUUUGUGUGUGUGUGUGUGUGUGUGUGUGUGUGUCCACCUUACUCUGACUUACCCACCCACUCCUGCAACCAAUACUACUACUACUACCUCAGCUAUUACUAUUACUUAUAAAAAUGAUAAUGCUCUGCUACUACUACCACUAAUAAUAAUAAUGAUAAUGAUAAUAACAAGUAAUAAUAAUGCUACUACUACCUACCCCUUCUAUCACCACAGCUACUGCUACUUCUAUUGCUUCUAUUAUUAUUGUUAUUGUCACUGAAAUUGCAGAACUGAGCAUUAAUUAGUGAUAUUAUUUUGGGGUAGUCCAUUAUCAUUUCGUUGUGAAACUAACAUUUAUAUUAACUAACAAAAUGGACAGAAAGCUCAAUGUAUCAAUGUUUCAAUUUAUAAGAAUGUUUCCCUGGCAUUAGUGUAUGGCUUGAAAAAAAAUAGGUGAAAAGUGUG
This is a messenger RNA of Eriocheir sinensis (Chinese mitten crab), 4726 nucleotides long. RefSeq names its product dnaJ homolog subfamily C member 25 homolog. Gene Ontology annotation, biological process: protein folding. The record is from RefSeq and is a predicted model, not a curated record. The coding region runs from base 69 to 1070 and encodes 333 amino acids. Lineage: Eukaryota; Metazoa; Arthropoda; Malacostraca; Decapoda; Varunidae. Gene Ontology annotation, cellular component: endoplasmic reticulum membrane. The transcript has 6 exons.